AGCUGCGGCGAGCGCGUCCGGAGGUUCCAGCCCCGCCCCUCCGUACUCACAGGCUCGAGCCGCCGGGGCGCAGGGUCCCCGCCAGGGGGCGGCCUCGCUCUGCGCAGCGGACUCCUCGGCAGCCUCCGCCCGGGCGGCCGCUCCUCCUCCCCGGCCCCGCCUCCCCGGCCUCGCGCCGCCCGCCUAUCCGCCGGUGUCUGCAAGACAGUCAGUCUGUCCGCUCGCCCGUCCGUCCGCUGCCCCGGUUCCGCUAGCCCGAGUGCGCGAGUCUGUUCGUCGGUUCCGGCCACCACAAACCUGUCUCCCGACCCCGGGCAGCCCUGCUCUGCUACGCGAGGCCGGGGAUUGGCAGGGAGCGUAGGCCGCGUCGCGGCGGAUGGAGCCGGAAUAAAGAGGCGGCGGAGAAAGCAGCUGGUCUCUGCUCGCCCCGCGCCUGACCCCACGGGCGGCCUGGAGCAGAACCGAUUACUGGGGAAGGCAGAGCCAUUUUGGCAUUGCUGGGAGCCUGUCUCGAAGAGCCCCCUGUCCUGUAGGCUAUCUUCUUGCCUAAUGACGAGGGCUAUCUGACCAGCCCUCUGUGCCUUGUGUGAGGUUCUUGUCCGUUCCUGAGAGCCGGUAGCUUCUUUCUCAGGGUUGGGUUCACCUUAAGCUGGGAAACUGAAGCCAUUACUGUCCAAACCCAGUUUCAUCUUUCCAAGUAUGUCGGAAAGCUGGCAACAGCCACCACAGACUCAGCCACAACAGCCACAGCAGCCACAGCCUCAGCACCAUGCAGAGCCACCGCCAGCCCUGGCUGAACACACGUUGCCCCCAGGCACUGCUGAGAACCCACUGGGCUGUGCUGUCUAUGGCAUACUCUUGCAACCUGACCCAGGACUUCAACCCCCACAGCAUGCUCCCCUGCAAGCAGGGGAGCCAGGCCCCAAGUGUGGUGUAUGUGGCCAUGAUCUGGCACACCUCUCCAGUCCAAACGAGCACCAGUGCCUGGCAGGCCAUGACCGCUCCUUCCAGUGCACACAGUGUCUCAAGAUAUUCCAUCAGGCCACCGACCUGCUGGAGCACCAGUGUGUGCAGGCGGAGCAGAAGCCUUUUGUCUGUGGUGUUUGCAAGAUGGGCUUCUCGCUGCUCACCUCUCUGGCCCAGCACCACAGCUCCCACACUGGCAUGGUGAAGUGCUCCAUCUGUGAUAAGACCUACAAGCCCGCCGAGGCUGCUGAGCCGGCCACCACGACUGCCCCAUCGCUGCCCCCUGUGCCCCCGACCACUACUGUAGCCCCCUCGGAGCAACCGGAAAAGCCCUAUAGCUGUACCAUUUGCCAGAAACCCUUCAAGCACCUGUCGGAGCUCUCAAGGCACGAGCGGAUCCACACGGGAGAGAAGCCGUACAAGUGCACGCUGUGCGACAAGAGUUUCAGUCAGUCCUCACACCUCGUGCACCACAAGCGGACACACAGCUCUGAGCGGCCCUACAAGUGCGCCGUCUGCGAGAAGACCUUCAAGCACCGCUCCCACCUGGUGCGGCACAUGUACGCGCAUUCCGGCGAGCACCAUCUGUUCCGAUGCAACGUGUGUGAACUGCAUUUCAAAGAGUCGUCAGAGCUGCUGCAGCACCCCUGCACCCCGAGCGGGGAGCGGCCCUUUCGCUGCGGCGAGUGCCAGAAGGCCUUCAAGCGGCCUUCGGACCUGCGGCAGCACGAGCGCACGCACAGUGCCGAGCGGCCCUUCAAAUGCGACCUGUGUCCCAUGGGCUUCAAGCAGCAGUACGCACUGAUGCGGCACCGGCGCACGCACAAGACGGAGGAGCCCUUCAAGUGCGGCCUGUGCGAGAAGGGCUUCGGGCAGCCCAGCCACCUCCUCUACCACCAGCACGUCCACACCCUGGAGACUCUCUUCAAGUGCCCGGUGUGCCAGAAGGGCUUCGACCAGUCGGCUGAGCUGCUGCGGCACAAGUGCCUGCCAAACUCUACCGAGCGGCCCUUCAAGUGCCCGGUGUGUAACAAGGCCUACAAGCGGGCAUCUGCCCUGCAGAAGCACCAGCUGUCUCACUGUGCCGCGGCCGAGAAGCCCCUGCGCUGUACCCUGUGUGAGCGCCGCUUUUUCUCCUCCUCAGAGUUCGUGCAGCACCGCUGCGACCCUACCCGGGAGAAGCCGCUCAAGUGUCCGGACUGUGAGAAGCGCUUCAAGUACGCUUCCGACCUGCAGCGCCACCGGCGGGUGCACACGGGUGAGAAGCCCUACAAGUGCCCCAACUGCGAUAAAGCCUUCAAGCAGCGCGAGCACCUCAACAAGCACCAGGGAGUACAUGCCCGGGAGCAGCAGUUCAAGUGUGUGUGGUGUGGCGAACGUUUCCUGGAUGUGGCGCUUCUCCAGGAGCACAGCGCCCAGCACAGCGCUGCUGCUGCAGCUGCGGAGGGUGCCUACCAGGUGGCGGCCUGUUUGCCCUAGGGCCUCCGUGCCGCCUCCGGCCCUGCCUAGUCUCGCUUGCUUGCAGCUACGUGGCCGCAAGCCUGUCAACCAGCUCUCCUCUCUGGAGUGAGGACCAAAGGGUUCUGGGCAGGUAGAGGGUGCCCGUGUUCAGUACUCCUAGCACCAGCCCGGCUGUGGGGAAGCCAAACUGCUGUGGCCAGACCCCGAUUCCAUUAACCUCUUCUCCGUGACAGGACUUGCUUUCUGAGAGCCUGCUGUGCCCCUUAUCUAUAGGGAACUUGAAUCCCACCUGUUACUAGGUGCCUCUCUGCCCCAGGUAUGGGGGAUGUCAACUGGUUUUCCCAAAUCUUGCAGCCUAGUGAGAAGUCAGGUGGCUUGGGAAGGAGAAGUAGGGUUUCUCCUCCAGUGCUUUUUUUCUGGGGGUGGGGGGGAGGGAAGGCCAGUUUUGUGUCAGUUCUGGGGACUUAGAAUUUAGACCAUGAGCUACAAUCCUCUGACUGCCCGGCUAGGACCGAUGUUCACCAAUUCCGAGUUUCUGGUGGUUGGAUAUAUAGGAUAGGAGUCUGUGGGCUGGGUCUGCUUGGGGACUAGGGACCCAAUCAGGGUAAGGGAAGCAGAAACAUUUCACAGCACCCUCAGGUCAUUCAGUGCUGUCCACAGGGAAAGGGACAAGCAGCUGCGUGCUAAGAGCAGUCCUGGGUCGGUGGAAGCCCCUCCCCCCUCCUGCCUAUGAGUAGGUGCAGGGGAUGAAUGUGUCCUUAGUAGAGCUGCUGUUGUGGAGGGAUAGGACUGUUGCUCCCCCUUGUACUCCAUCCCUGGGAUGGGGAAGGAGGACCAAGUCCACGAUUUCUCCAGCAGAUAAGAGCAGGUCCCUUCUUCCCAAAUUGUGUGAUCCUAAGUGUCUGGGGCUCAGAGUCAUAGCUUCAGUUUGUCCCAGUGCUGCCUGAGGGCCAUAUGGAGUCCUGGGUGCCCAGGAUGAGGAAUGGCCUCUGACCCCACAGAGCCCCUCUAGCCCAGUCUGGUACCCUGAGCCAUCAGUCUGGCUGUGGGCUAAGGAUCUUCUGUUGCCAAAACAACCUUCUGUCCUUAGAGUCCUAGAGUACCCCUAGGUCUUUGACUGCUGACAACCUGCCUCUUAUAGCAAACUUGGGGAUACAAGGAUAGAGGAGCCUAGUAGGCAGCAUUCUUGGCAGGCACAUGGUCAGCCACCAUCACUGGACAGCUAGAGCCACCUCAAGAGCCUGGGGGACCUUUGUUGUCAAAGUCAUCGUUCUGAACCCAGCCCUGACCAUGCCCUUUUUAGCCAGCCCCCUCUCCCUAUCCAUGAGUCUUGAAAGAAGACUGACCAGGACCCAAACCAAGGGCCUGAUGGCUAGGAGUACAUCACCUCACCUCUUAUCUUAAAAAGUCCAGCUGGCCUCAUGCACCUGCUCUGUCUCCCAGGUUCUGUCCUGUGUCCACAGAGACAGGUAAGCAUUUACCUUGGGCUGACUCUUGGUCACAAAAGCCUCAAAAGACUGGAACUCAGUCCUAACUGCUAUUUUUUUCCCUUCCAUUUUGCAUUCUAAAAGCAAUUUGUUAUACUAUUCAUAACAUUGUAUAGCUGAAUUUCAUGUCAUUUUGGAUCAUAUAUAAAUAUGAGUUUGGAAUUUAAAAAGAAUGACUCCAUCUUAGGCAGCCACUUUUGAUGUUACUCUACAGUGAGCUUGAUGUGUGCUCUAAAAGUAAAGACAUUGACAGUGCACCCCCAGCUCUUCACUCGUUCUUUCCAGCGGGAAUGAUGGGAGGUGCAGAGGCUGAGAGUGAUACAGACCAGAGUACCAGAUUGGGUCUAGGCUUGAAUCCUGAGCUUUGAGGCUUCUGGGCUGUAUGACCUUGGACUGGUCACUUAACCUCUUUGGGUCAGUCGCCUCAUCUGUCAAAAAACUUAGUGGGUGGUUAACUUGUCUAGCUGUUGGGAGAACUGCAUGGACUCAUCGUAGGGACUCUGAGGAGAAGCUAUUGACAGGCUGACAGGCACCAAAGCAAUAUACCUCACUCCACCUGAUUUUAAGGUUUAGCAGUAGCUCUUGAGGGAGCUGGACUGUAAGAGAUCAGCAGCUCAUGAAAGGCCAGAAGCUGGA
Messenger RNA from Psammomys obesus (fat sand rat), 4550 nucleotides. RefSeq names its product zinc finger protein 319 (gene Znf319). NCBI's taxonomy places the organism in Eukaryota, Metazoa, Chordata, Mammalia, Rodentia, Muridae. The transcript has 2 exons. The coding region runs from base 700 to 2445 and encodes 581 amino acids. The record is from RefSeq and is a predicted model, not a curated record.